Molecule: messenger RNA, 1035 nt
Organism: Mercenaria mercenaria
Lineage: Eukaryota; Metazoa; Mollusca; Bivalvia; Venerida; Veneridae
Exons: 1
Coding region: 1-1035 (344 amino acids)
Biological process (GO): DNA integration
Molecular function (GO): nucleic acid binding
Source: RefSeq, a predicted model, not a curated record
AUGAACUAUGCUAUGAUUGAGUUAGAGUGUCUUGGACUGGUAUUUGGCUUGAAGAAAUUCCACCAGUGGGUGUAUGGGAAAAAAGUCAAAGUAGUUACAGACCACUUACCAUUGAUAGCUAUAUGUAAGAAACCCUUAUUUGCUGCACCUGUUAGGUUACAGCGGCUGCUCUUAAACAUUUCACAGUAUGAUAUAGAUGUCACUUAUAGGCAGGGAACUCAGAUUCCUUUACCAGAUACUUUGUCUAGAUUUCCGGUAAAGGAUACAGAUCCGUCCCUGACGGAAACUGUAGAAGUCCAGGUUAAUAUGGUCAAAAGAAGCUUACCGGUAAGUGACCGGAAAUUACAAGAAAUCAAGGUCAAUACUGACAGGGACGAACAACUUUUGUCCCUGAAGCAAGUCAUUAUUGAAGGUUGGCCUGAUGAAAGAAAUCACUGCAAGUCAGAACUGCUAGAUUUCUGGAAUUACAGGGAUGAGCUUACCGUCAUGGAUGGGGUAAUAAUGAAGGGUCACAAAAUUGUUAUUCCUAAAUCCCUAAGGGCAGACUUAUUGUCAAAACUACAUUCUUCAAGUCAUAUGGGAAUAGAGAAAACAAUAAGUAGAGCAAGUGAUAUUGUUUUCUGGCCUAGAAUCACCCAGGAAAUUAAAGAUCUCGUUCUGAAAUGUCCUGUAUGUUUGCAACACAGAGACUCAAACCAGAAAGAACCGCUUGUCUACACCCAAGUUCCAGAAUACCCAUGGCAGGUAGUUGGCACAGACCUAUUUGAGUUCAAUGGCAAAGACUUUUUGAUAGUCGCUGACCAUUAUUCACAUUACUUUGAGGUCAAAGAGCUGCCUAACUGUAGAAGUUCGACAGUUAUAAGUAGGCUCAAAGGCAUAUUUGCUAGAUUUGGCAUACCAGAAAUUGUAGUAUCUGAUAAUGGGCCAUGCUAUGCAUCUCAUGAGUUUGCAAACUUUGCAAAGCUCUGGGAUUUUACACACCAGACCACAAGUCCCUACCACAGCUCCGGUAAUGGUUUGCGGAAGCGUACGUGA